Molecule: messenger RNA, 681 nt
Organism: Scomber japonicus (chub mackerel)
Lineage: Eukaryota; Metazoa; Chordata; Actinopteri; Scombriformes; Scombridae
Gene: lhfpl4b
Product: LHFPL tetraspan subfamily member 4b
Exons: 5
Coding region: 1-681 (226 amino acids)
Biological process (GO): sensory perception of sound
Cellular component (GO): plasma membrane
Source: RefSeq, a predicted model, not a curated record
AUGUCAGCGUCUCCCGCCCUCGCUGACCUCUCUCGUCUCUAUCAGACUGAGUUUGUCCGCAGCGCUCGGGCGGUCGGUGUCCUCUGGGCCGUCUGCACACUCUGCUUCGCCAUCAUCCAGGUGGUCGUCCUGGUGCAGCCGUCCUGGAUGGGCACUGCCGAUACCCGCCACCUGGGGGCAGGACCGGCGCCACCCAGCGGCACCCUGGGACUGUUUGAGGUGUGUCUGGAGUCGGACUGGCCCGUCCCUGACUGUCGUGGUGGUCUGUCCAGUCUGUCCCCGCUGCCGUCCUUCCAGUCUGUGGCGGUGUUGGUGGGCGUGUCUCUGUGGGCAGUGUGGACCAGCGUCCUCUGUCUCUGCCUCUUCAGGUUCUGCAGCGCUGCCACCGUCUACAAGAUCUGUGCCUGGCUGCAGCUCACCGCAGGUUUCUGUCUGGCGUUGGCUUGUCUUCUGUUUCCAGACUCAUGGGAGAGUCCAGAGAUGAGAGCUCUGUGUGGAGACUCGGUGGGCAGUUUCUCUGCAGGUAACUGUUCGGUCCACUGGGCUUACAUCCUUGCCAUCCUGGGCGUGUUGGAUGCUGCUAUCUUGGCCACGCUGGCCUUCGUCCUCGCCAACAGACAGGACGCUCUGCUGCCACCAGACGCCAAGGAUGUGACCACAGGUCUGCUGAUGUCAGCGUAG